This is a messenger RNA of Chaetomium globosum CBS 148.51, 1416 nucleotides long. RefSeq lists its product as uncharacterized. The record is from RefSeq and is a predicted model, not a curated record. The transcript has 2 exons. Bases 1 to 1416 code for a protein of 471 amino acids. Lineage: Eukaryota; Fungi; Ascomycota; Sordariomycetes; Sordariales; Chaetomiaceae. Gene Ontology annotation, cellular component: mitochondrion.
AUGGCAACAAACCGCUUGACAUUCCUGUACCCACACCUCUGCCGCGCCGGCGGGCGCUUGUCCGAGCCAACAGCAUCGCAAGCCCUCCGAAACUCUCGCCGCAACCCCUCAGUAAGGCCGCAGUCAUGCCAACAUGCCACUCCAUUUACGACAGCUUCGGCGAGAAGGCAGCCUGCUUUUGCGAAGCGCGCUGGGAAGGGCAUAGAGCCUUUACAGGUCGAGACACCCGCACAACUGCCGAACAACGAAGGGGAGGCACCCGGAAAGAAGCCGGACAGGAAACCGGACGGGAAGCUGCUUGAGGGGAGGCCGGACGGGAAGGCGGGAGGAAAAACGCAAGAGGGGGGCCCCAAAGGGCAAAUAAAAGGGCAAAAUACGGGGGAACAAACACCGCAUAGUAAACCCACACCGCAGCCGACAGAACCACCACCAUCUCGCGGGUCCCCCACCUCGUCACACUCCCCGUCUGCCGAGUCGGGCCAGAAAACGACCUCCCCUUCCCAGCCCGACCUUCCAAAGACAAUCGAGCUACCCCCACCAGGCGACAUCGACCCUAUCACCCAAGCCAAGAAAGGCAGCCCCAUGGAUGAGAUACUACACAUGGGCCCUCCACCGGACUCCUUACCCGGUCCACCCCCUAACACCAUCGCCUCCGAACAGCCCAGCAACCCAACCCCUCAACCCGCCACCGACACCGGCCGCAACGACACGAGCACCAAGCCCCCCCACCUAGUCCCGACCGCCUACAUCCACCACUUCGACUCAUACACGCUGGUCAAGCAGCUCACCACAGGGGGAUACACGUUGCCGCAGGCGAUCCUGUCGAUGAAGGCGAUCCGCAAGCUGCUCGCGUCGAACCUGGACGUGGCGCAGUCCGGGCUGGUGUCUAAGGCGGACGUGGAGAACGAGACGUACCUGUUCCGCGCCGCGUGCAGCGAGCUGGGCGCCGAGGUGCACAACAACCGCCGCGUGGCCGACGAGCAGCUGCGCCAGCAGCGCACCCUGCUGCAGCACGAGGUCGACAUCCUUGCCCAGCGCCUCAACCAGGAGCUGCUCACCCUGACGGACAGCGUCCGCGGCAUGUUUAACGACCGCCGCAUGGCCGUGCGCGAGGAGCAGAAGUCGCUCGAGAGUAGGAUACAACAAAUCAACUACAAGAUCAGCGUGACGCUCAACAGCGACGCCAAGUCGGACAUCGAGGGGCUGCGGUGGGUGCUGAUCCGGCGGUCGGUGCUGGGCAUCAUCUUCAUGGCCGUGCUCACGCUGGGCACCAUCCGGUACACGACCUACAUCAGCCACCAGCGGCAGAAGGAGGCCGACCAGCAGGCGAAGGAGGCCGAGGAGAUCAAGAAGAACAACGGCCGGUCCGACUACUCGCCGGGGCCGGACGCGGCUGAGAUUCUGGCGGCGAACUGA